Thunnus maccoyii (southern bluefin tuna) is the source of this 1993-nucleotide messenger RNA. RefSeq names its product interleukin-1 family member A (gene il1fma). The transcript is spliced from 7 exons. NCBI's taxonomy places the organism in Eukaryota, Metazoa, Chordata, Actinopteri, Scombriformes, Scombridae. Gene Ontology annotation, molecular function: cytokine activity. Gene Ontology annotation, biological process: neutrophil activation; cellular response to lipopolysaccharide; immune response. The record is from RefSeq and is a predicted model, not a curated record. The coding region runs from base 73 to 1158 and encodes 361 amino acids.
UGGAGGCUUUAAAAGACUGCCAGUGAUUGGUGUUGACUUCACUCUUUAUCAGCAGCGGACACUGUCGGCACCAUGGAUCAGGAGGAUUCUGUGGUAAAAGGAAGCGUACUGAUCGUCCACCAGAUGGAAGAAGGAAGGCACCAGUAUGAAGUGGAAAAUGUUGUCAAGUACAAAAAAGCAAGUGGAGGAAAACCGUUUGUAAGAGGAGACAAACUGAUGCAGAUAAACGGCAUGGACCUGCAGAAUCUCACACCUGAGGAAUUGGCACAGACGUUAGCUGGGGGAAGUCCAAUGCUGACGGUACACAAGUCGAUCAAGAUGAAGCAGCCCAUUGAGCAGCCCAGCCCGACUGACGACAUUUUAUAUCCAGUAUCCAAGGAGGCCAUGCUUCUUAGUUUCAGCAUGGAAAUGAAGAGAGAGGGAGACCAGGAGGAGAGUGAGUGGAGCAAGGAGGGAGAAGGAAGGGAGGACGGAGGAAUAGAGGGGAAUGUUUGCCAACCUGAGGAUGAGGAGAACGGGCAGGAAACGGAUCUGCUCAUCAUUUCCAUGACGCAAACCAGCAUCGCUGUGGUGAAAGGGAGGGGAUGCGAAGAUGGUGGCACCUGUCAUGGAUGUCAUGGGGUGGGAUGUACCUUUAAAGACGUUGUGAUGGUGGCAGAAUCCAGCAUGGUGACACUUGUUCCAAGAGGAGGGGGCAGUUUCAGACAAGAAAAGAAAAAAAAUGUUUUAGUCGAAUGUGUGGCUUCCCAACAAUACCUCAGAGGCAUCUGUUCGCAGAAGACCCUCUAUGUUUCUCCGAACCCAGAGAGGAUCACCAUCUACUCCUACAAGUCGAAUAUCGUAUCUAGCAAAGGAAUACCAGUGGUCCUGAACUUAACGGAGUCUGACUGCUUCCUCAAGUGCAGCAAAAAUGGAUCAACGGUUCUCCUACAAGUGGAGACAUGUGAUAAGCAGAGGCUGAAGCGGAUCUCCCUGAGCGACGAGUGCACCCUCUCAUUUGUCUUCUACAUGAAAGGUGACGCGUCGCAACAUCGGAGGUUUGAGUCAGCGCUGCACCACGGCUGGUUCAUCCAGACAGCCAGCACAGACUCAGUGGAAAUGGCGACUAUGGAUGGACAUCAUGAAGAUCAAUCAUUCCUCUUUAUCAUUCGGACGUGAUGGAGAGUCACCAUCUUCAGGUGUAUUCCCACUUCUCAGUCAAAGCAGUUAAACCUUUAAAAUUGAGACAUGAAGGUUCAAGAUAUGAAACUAAAAACAUAAAAAACAUAAAGAGGAACUCUUGUUUGAGUGUCCAGUGACACAGAUUCUGUAUCACUGUGUCAAAUUCUGCUAUUGCAGAAGUGCGUAGAUAUGUAUCAUAUAACUAUAUCAAGGAUGUUUAAUGUCUUUGUGUGCAUGUGGUUAAGAUAUGUGAUAUAAUAGCAUUGUCACUUAAAGUGGUCUUAUAAGCAUGGGUGCUUUCUGGUAACAUGAAUACCUACAAAUUAUUUAAUAUCUUUAAGGGAUGUAACUUCCAUUAUUAUUGAAAUAAUGUAUUUCUAAAAAAACAAAAAAACAAAAAACAAGGUGAUGUAAUAAUUUUAUUUAUUUAAUACUUUCUAAAACAUGCAUUAUAAUGAGAUAUUGUGAUCAAAAUUACAUUUUUAAUUAUAUAAACUAUAAACAUGAGCAGAAACAUUUAAUGAACUGGCUAUGUGAUGUUUUAUAUAUAACACAAAGAUGAUGCUUAAACUGUAGUUCAGUUAUUUUUUAAAACACAUUUCAGUCUUAACUUUAUGCCUUUGAUAAUAAAAUAACAACAUGUAUCAAUGUCUUUCUACAAGUACUGUGUGAUUUUGAGAGAAAAGUAUUUUUUGACACCCAAAAUGUAUACACAUAUUUAAAUUAGUAGUAAAAUUAGCAGCAUUUAUAAACUGUGUGUUUUGCUCAGUAUUUUACAGUAAGUGAAUGUGUUUUUAAAUGCAACAUUUCAGUCAUAGACCUUUGUCAAUAA